GUUCCAGCAUAUUAAUUCUUGCAGAAUCCACUGGGCGAUCUGCUCUACUUUUACGAUAUGUCCUUGGUGGCGAUAGGCGCCUUAUAUGUGGAUACAAUCCUAACAACUCCCCACUACCCUGGUGAAGAUGAUAAGUUACGUGCUUCCAAAAUCUCUCGUCGACGGGGAGGCAACUGCCCCAACACCCUAGAGGUUCUCCAGCAGUUGAUAACACAUGACUCAUCAACUGCCGGAGUCGCCCUGGAUCUUGUUUCCAUUUUACCUGCAGAGUCUUCUACUGCCUCCCAGCAGAUCCAAUUGGCAUUCAAACCUCAUGUCAGCUUGUCUCAUUGCAUCUAUCGAGAUGGCUUUGAGGAACCGGCCUCGAGUUACAUAAUCAAAAGCGAGUCGUCUGGUAGUAGGACUAUAGUCAACUACAACGAACUUCCAGAGAUGACGGUGGAAGAGUUUACUCAAAUCGCAGAUCGUCUACACAAGGCUUCAUGGUUCCAUUUUGAGGGCCGAAUACCUCUCGUAACUCUAUCCUGUAUUCACUACAUUCGUCAGCAGUACCCGUUAGCCAAAAUCAGCGUCGAAGUAGAGAAGCCAGGUCGGGAGGGGCUGCAGGAGCUAGCAGAGGAAGCUGAUGUGGUGUUCUACUCUAAGAGCUGGGCUCAGGGGAAUGGAUAUCAAACUGCCGAAGAGUGUGUCGAGAAACAAUCCAUUGUGACACGAAAAGCGUCACUGCUCUGCUGCACCUGGGGUCAAAGUGGUGCCGUAGCUUUCGAUAUCAAAACUCGGAGUCUGAUUCAUCGCCCUGCAUAUUCUGCAGCAGAUUUCCAAGUUGUCGACCCAAUCGGUGCAGGUGACACAUUCAUAUCUGGGAUGCUAUAUGCACUGCUCUGUCGAGGGGACGAUUGGGACCUGUCACAGAAAUUGGGCUUUGCAAAUCGGCUUGCGGGCAUGAAGGUCUCACAGGAGGGAUUUUCGGGACUUGCAAGGGCUUUGGAGUCAUUUCCAUAAGAUCCGAAGUUGAUAACUGUAC
This is a messenger RNA of Aspergillus sclerotioniger CBS 115572, 1024 nucleotides long. RefSeq names its product ketohexokinase. Gene Ontology annotation, molecular function: ketohexokinase activity. The transcript has 6 exons. NCBI's taxonomy places the organism in Eukaryota, Fungi, Ascomycota, Eurotiomycetes, Eurotiales, Aspergillaceae. The record is from RefSeq and is a predicted model, not a curated record. Bases 58 to 1002 code for a protein of 314 amino acids. Gene Ontology annotation, biological process: fructose metabolic process.